This is a messenger RNA of Gordionus sp. m RMFG-2023, 555 nucleotides long. RefSeq names its product putative defense protein 3. Gene Ontology annotation, cellular component: membrane. The record is from RefSeq and is a predicted model, not a curated record. Bases 1 to 555 code for a protein of 184 amino acids. Lineage: Eukaryota; Metazoa; Nematomorpha; Gordioida; Chordodea; Parachordodidae. The transcript is spliced from 3 exons.
AUGGAAUUCUACAAAUCCAUUAGUAAUGUCAAAAAAGGUCCUAUCCUAGUGCUGUGGAUUCUAGUAUUGUUAAAUCCGUGGAGCAAGCAUCUUGUUAUUGCUUACCCGGAUGGAGCGCCAAAUCAUGUUUGUGACACUAUGCAACCUAGUUUACAAUUUCAUGGACCAAGUAUCGUUGGAAAGGAUCAAAAAUUUCCUUACAAAAUAGUUGCCAGCACUAGCAAGAUCAAACCUAAACAAGGAUUAGCUAUCAAAAUAAAUGGAACCAUAGCUUACAAAGGUAUAUUACUGGAAGCCAUUCAUUUUCCUACUGGAAAAAAGAUAGGUACCUUUAUCAACCCCAGACCCGGUACUGCUAUAUUAAAAUGUACCGAUGGUUCUAUUGCUAUAACUCACGAUGGAACUAAACUUUCCUUGUUGAAUACUCAAUAUUUCUGGCGAGCGCCCGAUAUAUACAUACCGGGAACCGUAGUUUUUUACGCUACCAUAGUCAUCAAAAAGAAUUUUUACUAUGUGAAAAAGCCUUCUCAACCUAUUUCUCUACUUCCGGCAUAA